CAGACAGAGGGAAUGACGGAGAAGAAAAGAAGCUGAUUAGCCAACCCACGCGGGUGUAGACUCUACGUAAAUGCGCUUUGGUGCUUUAUGUGCUUUUGCGUGGACUCACUAAAUUGUAAGCGUCAUGUCUGUGGAUGUAGACGAACAGUGCCUCAGCUGACUGAAGACUGAUGGGGUCUGGAACAAGUCAGAGGCAAGAUUCAGUUUCAGAGAGCCCCCCCAGUUUAAAACCAAACACUGAGACAGAAUCGCCUGACUCCUCGCAGCGAACGCCCAUCAUACUCAUCACAGCUCCAUCACGGGACGACAUCUACGCCACGCCAUCCAAAAUCACGAUAGCCGAUGCCAUAAAAGAGCAGCGGCCUGGGUCUGCACCCUUCGUAGUGGGGAAGAAACUACCAACCAGACAGUAACUCCAAAUGUCUAUCACAAGAGUUUUCCAAAAAUGAAUUUUUCCAGAAUUGACAGGUAUCGGUCCAGGUAUGGGGCGCAGAAGCCGUUCACAAACUCCGGGAACGCUGUUGGUUGUCCUCCCAUUACCAAAACAAACCUCAAUGGCGGCUGAAUGAGGUGCUGCUGUUUGUAGAUGCGCUCUCUUCGGGAUUUAUUUUAGUCCAAAAACUGCAUUUAAAUAAAACAAUGGACGCGGCUGGAGAGGACGAACCGGACCCCAUAAAGCUGAAGUCUCUUAAGGACAAUAAAACUUUCACAGUGCCUCAAAAUUACAGGUUUGGGAGCUGCAGAAGUGUCAGAGAGUUUGAGAAACUCAACCGAAUAGGAGAAGGAACAUACGGCAUUGUGUAUCGUGCCCGCGACACCAAGUCAGAUGAGAUUGUUGCCCUGAAAAAGGUGCGAAUGGACGCAGAGAAAGAUGGGGUCCCCAUCAGCAGCCUCAGAGAGAUCACACUGCUGCUGAGGCUGAGACAUCCCAACAUAGUGGAGCUGAAAGAGGUGGUUGUUGGCACUCAGCUAGAAAGCCUAUUUCUGGUGAUGAGUUACUGUGAACAAGAUCUGGCCAGUCUGCUGGAAAACAUGCAGACGCCAUUCUCAGAGGCGCAGGUUAAGUGCAUCGUUCUCCAGUUGCUUAGAGGUUUGGAGUAUCUCCACCACAACUUCAUUAUUCACAGAGACCUGAAGGUGUCUAAUCUGCUGAUGACAGACAAAGGCUGCGUAAAGAUUGCUGAUUUCGGUCUGGCCCGGAUGUACGGCAUUCCUCAGCAACCCAUGACACCACGAGUAGUUACGCUGUGGUAUAGAGCACCAGAGCUCCUCCUAGGGACGAAGACUCAGACUACGGCUCUGGACAUGUGGGCAGUGGGCUGUAUCCUGGCUGAGCUGCUUGCCCACAAACCUCUGCUGCCUGGAACCUCUGAGAUCCAGCAGGUCGACCUGAUUGUUCAGCUGCUGGGAACACCCAAUGAAAACAUCUGGCCGGGUUUCUCUCAGCUUCCCCUCAUCGGUCAGUACAGCCUGAGGAAGCAGCCAUACAACAACCUGAAGAACAAAUUCACCUGGCUGUCUGAUGCUGGACACAGACUGCUUAACCUGCUCUUCAUGUACAACCCCCAGCGCAGAGCUACUGCUAAAGAUUGCUUGGAGAGUUCAUACUUCAAAGAGAAACCUCUACCCUGCGAACCAGAGCUGAUGCCAACAUUCCCUCACCAUCGCAACAAGCGAGCGGCUCCUCCAGCAGAGAGCCACUCGAAGAGGAGCAAAGUGUGAAGAAACACUGAACUUACAAGCACAUCUCUGGUGGGAAAAUGGCCACACUCAUGAAGAGCUUUUACUGUGGAGCUUUGAGCUAGUCCAAACCAGAAUCAGCUUCAGCACAGCUGUAGUGAAACAAAGUCAGACAAACUUACUGCUGGACUGUUAAAAACAGGAACACAGAGUCUACAGCAAGCAGUCAAGAAAAGGCUGGAAGUACAACCUGCUGUGUGGAUCCAACGGUGUGGUCUGAGAGCACAGCACAUUCAUCAAAGAAAGAGAAACGGCCCCAUUUUAGAUUUUGUGUCUGAGUUAUCAUUUCCAACGGCAAGUAAGAUGCUACAGAGAAGAGACUUCAUAAUCGCAAAUUCUAGAGUAGCUUUGCAUGGUUCACAGUUCAAAAUCAUCCUUGUGUAUCCUCUCAGUUCAUCCUCUAUCAGAAACAAGCUGUUUUAAUUCCUCUGCCUUUUAACUCUUUCACCUGUAAAAACAUUUGACAACCUUCUCUGUACCGUUAAUGACACCUCAAUAUAUAUAAUAUGUGGUGUGAGUAGCCUUAGUAAGCUAUAUAGGUGGCGGUCAACCUCAUUAACUUCUGAUUCACACACAGCCCUUAAAAUAUGACAGAAAGCACUGAGUUCAAAAAAGAAAAAACAAGUGUUUACCCAUAGUAGGCAUCCAAGGAGGAAAGAGUUAAGGCAGCUGUCCUCUGAUUGGCCUUUCCUUCAUUAACAGACGGCCUGAAAAGCCGGCUGUGCCUUAGACUAACAUAUAGGGGAUAUUCCCUCUCUGACAUCAUAAAUAUCCCUGUUGAGAGCAGCUUGAAGCCUGAGCUUUUGACAUAUUCUUAUUGAAAACUUUGACAAUGUUUAAUUUGAAUCUAAUAAAGUUUAAUAAAUGUCUGGAACAGGAACAGUGUAUAAAAAUAUAAAAAUAAGACAGAAUAGCCAUUUAAUCCAUUCUGAUCUCAUGAAUAUGUGAACACUAUCUAAAAAUGACAAAAUAAUCCAUACAGCAUUAGCCACUAUUUUAUAUAUGCUCACAGACAGCAAUGGUCCUGUGAUGGACAAAAGCUGUCUUGUUAUAAUAAAGUCCUUUUGCUCACUGACAUCAAUAAUAUCCCUCACUCUAUCAAACCAAGGAGAUAAAAGCUGGAUGUUGUGACUGUGUAACACUUUGUCUUCUCAGAUAGUGGUGACCUUUUCUUGUAAUUAUGAGGCCUCGCUUUCCUAUUUUUGCCAGCAGUGAAUGUAGUGCUAUAGUGUACACCCUGACACAUUACACAUCAGUCUGUGGAUGUGCUGUUAUAAUUAUCUCUGCAUCUCUGUGACCAGGAGCUUUGGGGUCUUUGCUUGAGUGCUGUCUACAGCUUUAUAGCCUCCAUGUUAUUCUUGUUGAUGAAUUUAGGAUUAAUUUAAGAAUAUCUGCCUUUAAAGUCUUUGAUGCACAAUAAAGAAGAUCUCAGGUUUGAUCCUCACAGCUGGAAGACAGUGUGUCCUGUCCAAGUGUCCUUGAGUAAAAUACUGAAUGCUUGAUUUUGCUUGAUAGACAUUAAGGAGCUCUGUGUUAGCAUGCAGCACGGGCCAGCAGGGCCAAAACUGUGGUAUGAUGUAGCAGCUGUACCGCUUGUCUUAGUAUGUGCAAUAAGCAAAGUUUACCCCAUACUUGGUGCCAUUUUACAUUAUACAUCAAUCACUUAAGCUGUGGAAUAAAUUGUAAAGCUAGUCAAAUAGCUUUUCUACUUAUAUGAAUUAUAGUUGGACUAUACUGACAAGGAAGAUAUGGUUAGCUAGCUAGCUGUAAUUUAGCUGUGAUACAGGACUCUGGUGAUGGUUGGUUGGUAAUAGUGGCUGAUGAAGUAAAAAAAAAUAAGCAAAAAGAAAAUGGACUGCUAAGUUACCUGAUCAGCCCUGAGUCACACCAAGGAAAACAGUGGGCUGGAGACCACCGCACAGCCGUACACAGUGAACUUGCAACUAUUUCAAAAGUUGCUUCAAAGAUGGCGACCGAGAUGGUAACCACUCGCAGUCAACCGCGUCUUCAAAGCGACUUCAUACGUCAAGAUGGCAAUAAAACAUCAAUAAUAAACUGCAGCAAACUGGUGAAAAUGGUGAAUCAUCUACUUAAACAUUGCAUAGGUUGCCUCCCACAAGGCAAUCCAUGCAAGCACUGCAAUCGAAAGUGGUUAUCCAGAGCUUCCUGGUCUUCUGAAAACGUUCUGCACUAUUUUUAAUCUAGUGUGACUGAGCCAUUAAGACAGUGUUUUGCUUCAUGAAAUUUGUCAGUGCAUAUGAUGUUUGUUGUAUGGAGCUGAUUAGGACUGGACUUCAUUUCCAAGCUACUUUUAGCUAAUGAGGUGGUUGCUCUAGGUCAGGGGUGUCGAACUCCAGGCCUCUUGCAGGUUUUAUAUGUCACCCUGGGU
Pundamilia nyererei is the source of this 4129-nucleotide messenger RNA. It is a transcript of the gene cdk10, whose product is annotated as cyclin dependent kinase 10. Lineage: Eukaryota; Metazoa; Chordata; Actinopteri; Cichliformes; Cichlidae. The record is from RefSeq and is a predicted model, not a curated record. Gene Ontology annotation, cellular component: nucleus. The transcript is spliced from 15 exons. Gene Ontology annotation, biological process: regulation of mitotic cell cycle; protein phosphorylation. Gene Ontology annotation, molecular function: ATP binding; cyclin-dependent protein serine/threonine kinase activity. Bases 640 to 1722 code for a protein of 360 amino acids.